Aureobasidium subglaciale EXF-2481 is the source of this 546-nucleotide messenger RNA. RefSeq lists its product as uncharacterized. The coding region runs from base 1 to 546 and encodes 181 amino acids. The record is from RefSeq and is a predicted model, not a curated record. NCBI's taxonomy places the organism in Eukaryota, Fungi, Ascomycota, Dothideomycetes, Dothideales, Saccotheciaceae. The transcript has a single exon.
AUGGCGCUAUCGGGACUUGUCAGGCCCAUUGGCAAUCGCGCAGUCCAUCUACGAUUACACCCGCGUGUAGAGACGCUAGCCGAAAGUCGUGAGAUUCUGCGCCUGCUCCAACAGUACGGACGAGUCGACAUGUUUCGCAGCUUCAAGUACGACGCGCUGCCCAUGCCCAACACGAUGAUCGCCAUGUACGAGAGCGAAGAGGCGGCACGGAAGCUAAUGGAGGCAUCGCCGCUGCGCUUCGUCAUGAGAGCCGAGGAGUCGGGCGGCCAGCGUCAAAGACACUACCAGCUACAAGUCAACAGCUCGACCUUCCACCAUCGCGACCACAUUGAGCAAAACGCCUACAACGGCUCCUUCGCCGUCUCGACCAGGUGUCUCGUUCAGGAGGAUCUGGCCAAGAACGUGCCCAUGCCGGGCCUGAGCGACUUCACUCUGGGAAAGGAGGAAAAGCCUUGGAAUGUGAUCCGCUGGGAGAAGCACAGAGAGGAGACGCAGGCAAAGACCAUGAGGCAGCUUGCACAACAAGACGACAAGUCGACUGACUGA